UUCUGCAGUUUAUUUUCCUGCCCCCUCUCUUUUCCUGUCAAAGGACAGGAAGCAGAUUAUGAAUGUACAUGGGAAAAAAGAAGGAGUAUGUAUCUUGUAGUAGGGCAAAUAGUUAAUAUAAGGCCCCUACCAAGAAUGGUAGAAGAGAAAAUCAUUCUUUUCCUAAGUUUCUAACAUGUGUCUUUGUGCACGAAACCAUGACAAUUUUUCCACCAGUUAAUGCUGAGGUUGGAGCAGCAGCAGCUUAGACUGAACUUCAAUGGAGGCCUUAAAAAUCAACUUUACUAAUGGGAUUCUGAUUCCAUCUUUCACACUUCAAUCACUUCUCUGUCUGUGUCUGUGUCUUUCUCUCGUAUGACCAUGAUGCGAACUGAAUUAAAGCGGUAGAGAUCUUGGAGGAUACAGAUCAGGCUCUGGUGAAAAGCUUUGGUCUCUGUGAUGAAGUUUAGGGCUUGCAUCCUGCAACCGUUUUGGCAGGCACUAACUCCAGGGCUAGCGGUGGUCCCACGCUAAGUGAGCAAGGGCGUGAGCAAGCCUGGAAUUAAGCACAGGUCAAAAUAUGGGCAAAGCGAGUUGCCUGCAACUCAGGCCCUAAGAAGAAUAAGCAUUCCUGUUGUUUCCUCAGCUCCGACUGUCACGUGCCAUGAACAUGGAGGGCCAGGAUGUCCUUGCUGAGUCCUGCAAACACGUAAUUGCAUGCUUAUGUCACUGUUUGUAGUUGCAUUAAUUUUAGCGCAGGGUGAGAGAUGGACACGAGAAAAAAACAGUCACGCCAGGAACUUGCUAGUGGGUUGCAAGAGGUUCAGCGAAGGGAGCAGCAGAGCUUCUACAGGCUGCCUUGAAUUAAGCGUAAGCGGCUAUGCUUUCAUGGUAAGUUGCAGCUUGGACAGCCUGCACCCCUUCAAAAGUACGGCUUGUGGGCUGUAAGUCCUCGCUAAGGUGCCAAGCAGUGACACAGUUAGAGUUUUCCCUUGGUGUAAGCUGCAGGCUGUACACGUGAACGCAGAGUCUAAUAUUCAUGGUAGUCCCCGCUUAAAAUUCCCUGCAAGCCUGAUUAAAAAUGCACGGCAGUCCACUUGGAGGGUGGGAACAGGAACAGAAGUAAAAUCUUCUCCAGAAGAUUUGGGGAGAAUGUGCUUUAUUGGAAAAGUUUUUCUUGUUGUACCUGCAAAAGCAGAACUAAGUUGAUUUACAGAAACUAAACAAGAUUUUGAUGGAAAAUUAAGUUCACUGAAAUUUCGUAGCACUGAUUUUGUACUGUGCUUUAAGCCUAGCACUGUUUAAUGCUAAUUCUGUAACACUAUAUUGAUGCCUUUUUUUUUUCUUGGCCUGCACAAAGGAGGAAGGGGCUCAGCUCUUCUGAGUUUUUUUUUCCCUUCAGUGAAAACUGAUUCUGAGCAGAACAACCGCAAACCCGGCUCCGACUAGCUGACAUUUCCAUCCAAAUCUACCUGAAGGGUGAGCUUUUUCGGAAGAAAGAAGCUUCUCUACCUCUCCAGGCUAGAACCUGAUCUUUAGAUUGACUUGCUGGUUAUCAAUAGAGGUAAAAGUUGUGAUUACAAUUCAACCCUACCGCAGCCCUAAAGGAUCUCUGAAGAAAACGGACUUUUCAAUUGCAGGAGCAGGAGGACUGAGACAUCGGUUUAGUCCUCAGCAAUAACUGGCAAAAGAGCAUGGAAACGCAUUCUCCAUUGACAUAAUUUUUCCCCCUCUUCUACCAAGACUGGUUUAAAAUUUCAGACUUAAUUUCUCCUCUAGUCGACAAAACAGGAUGAACAACCGAUCGUUGCUUAGAACCUGGGUGGCCCUUUCAGUCCUAAUUGCCCGGCACGAAGCUCACGCCAUGGCGGGUCUGUAUCCCUUCUGGCAGAAUGACACAAAAACGCCCAAAGUUGAUGAUGGAAGCUCUCCUGAGAUCAAACUCUCCAUCCCAUUCAUCUUUUUUGGAGCCCCAUACAGAACCAUUUAUGUCAACAACAACGGCGUGAUCUCCUUCAACGUGCUAGUGAGCCAGUUUACCCCAGAAGCCUUCCCCCUCUCGGACGGCCGGGCCUUCCUUGCUCCGUUUUGGGCGGAUGUGCACAAUGGGAUCCGAGGAGAGAUCUACUACAGGGAGAGCACGGACCCCGAGCUGCUGAAGAGAGCCUCCAAAGACAUCCGCAAGUACUUCAAAGACAUGUCCUCUUUCUCUGCCAUCUGGAUCUUCAUUGCCACCUGGGAGGAAGUCACCUUUUACGGAGGGAGCAGCACGACUCCGGUGAACACUUUUCAAGCUGUCCUGAUCACAGAUGGUGUGUCUUCCUUUGCCAUAUUUAACUACCAUGAAAUCAGCUGGACCACAGGGACAGCCAGCGGAGGGGAUCCCCUGACAGGACUCGGUGGUGUGAUGGCCCAGGCUGGAUUCAAUGGAGGAAAUAUCACCAAUUUUUUCAGCCUCCCAGGUUCCAGAACCCCAGACAUAGUCAAUAUAGAAGACACGACCAACGUUAACGUCCCUGGGCGCUGGGCUUUCAAAAUAGAUGGCAGAGAAAUAGAUCCAGCCCGUGGCUGCAGCCUGAGAGGGCAAUUUCUUCAUCAAGGAGAGAUCUUCUGGGACAAUGCAAACUGCACCACCAAGUGCCGCUGCCUGGACUUCAACAACGAGAUCUUCUGUCAGGAGAUGGCUUGCGGCCCCUUUGAAGCGUGUGAGCCGAAGAUCAAGUUCUUCCAGUGUGUGCCCGUGGAGAGCAGCACCUGCGUGGUGUUCGGAGAUCCCCACUACCACACGUUCGAUGGCUUCCUCUUUCACUUCCAGGGUUCCUGCUCCUACCUCCUCGCCAAGCAGUGCUGGCCAGGGUCCAAGCUGCCCUACUUCAGUGUGGAAGCCAAGAAUGAGAACCGAGGCGGCUCCUCCGUCUCCUGGCUGAAGGAUAUCUUUGUGGAGGCUUAUUCACACAAGAUUGUCCUCCCCAAGGGCAGCUUUGGAAAAGUAAAGGUCGAUGGCUUGGUGAUGUCCUUACCCGUCUCCUUGAAGCUCGGUGCAAUCAAAGUCUACCAGAGCGGCUUGUCUACAGCCUUGGAGACCGAUUUUGGCCUUUUAGUGACCUAUGAUGGGCAACAUUAUGCUUCUAUCUCUGUUCCGGGCACAUACAUCAAUGCAACGUGCGGUCUCUGCGGAAAUUACAAUAAGGACCCCGAGGACGAUACCCUUCGCUCAGACGGGCGAUUAGCGGCAUCUGUGCUGGACCUGGGAGAGAGCUGGCGCGUGUACCACCCUGAGCGGAAAUGCUCCCCGGGCUGUUUGGAUAACUGCAGCCUCUGCGAUGUUGCCCUGGAGUCUCUGUAUUUCACCUCCGAGUACUGCGGCUUCAUCAACAAGAGCAGCGGCCCGCUGUGGGAGUGCAGCGCCGUCGUGGACCCCACCGCCUUUGUGCAUAGCUGUGUCUAUGACCUCUGCGGCUCCCGCAAUAACGGCACUGGCCUGUGUCAGGCCAUCCAAGCGUAUGCCCUGGUGUGCCAGGCCCUGGGCAUCCCGGUGGGAGACUGGCGCACCCCAACAGGAUGCGCGACUGCCAUGCAAUGCCCGGAGUUCAGCCACUAUUCAAUCUGCACCAGCAGCUGCCCAGCCACGUGCUCGGACCUCACGGCCCCGCUGGCCUGUGGCUUCCCGUGCACCGAGGGCUGCGAGUGCGACGAAGGCCAUGUCCUCAGCGCGGACCGGUGCGUCCCUGUGCAGAAGUGCGGCUGCGAUGUCGACGGCCGAUACUAUGCUGUGGGGGAGUCUUUCUGGGCUACUGCAGACUGCACAGUGGAGUGCCAGUGUGAGGAUGGUGGGGAGGCCAGGUGCUUUAAUACGACAUGCCAGGAAGGAGAGAUCUGUGCUAUUGAGAAUGGCUACCAGGGCUGCUAUCCCAAGCGGGAGACCGUGUGCUUGGUGGGACAGAACCAGGUGCUGCAGACGUUUGACGGUGUAGCGUUCCCCUAUCCACUAGAACACUCCUACACACUGCUGAAAACAUGCCCGGAGAGACUAGACUUCAUUGAAGUGGACAUCAGCCAAAAGAAGCCCGGAUCUACUCCUAACGGGCUCCGCGCUCUGAGGAUCCAGGCAGUCAGCCAAGAGGUCAAGAUCGGAGGCGCUAGCCCAUCGGAGAUCAAGGUGAACGGUUAUGACGUGGAGCUGCCGUAUUCCCACCCUUCUGGCCGACUAGAAAUUUACCGUAGCAAAAAUGGCUCUGUGAUGGAGUCGGAGGGACUCCUGAGCAUCCAGUACUACGAUUCGGGCCUCCUGGAGAUACGCCUCUCCACUGCCUAUUUCAACUGUACCGGAGGUCUGUGUGGCUUCUUCAAUGGCAACAGCAGCGACGAGUUCUGCCUCCCCAAAGGCAAGUGCACGGACAACCUAGAGCUCUUCUUGGAGAGCUGGACCACAUUCGAUGAGAUCUGCAACGGUGAGUGUGGGGACCUCCUCAAGGCCUGCAGCAACGACUCGGAGCUGCUGAAGUACUACAGGAGCCGCUCCAAAUGCGGCAUCAUCAAUGACCCCACCAACAGCUCCUUCCUGGAGUGCCACAGCGUGGUCAACGUCUCAGCCUACUAUAGAACGUGCCUCUUUCGUCUGUGCCAGAGCGGAGGCAACCAGUCAGAGCUCUGUGAUUCUGUCGCUCGCUACGCCAGCGCCUGCAAGAACGCAGAGGUGGAGAUCGGCCAGUGGAGGAGCUACAGCUUUUGCCCUCUCACGUGCCCAGAGAACAGCCAUUUUGAAGAGUGCAUGACCUGCACGGAGACCUGCGAAACACUGGCGACAGGCCCUGUCUGCACGGACAGCUGCGCAGAAGGCUGCCAGUGUGACGACGGCUUCGCCCUCCAAGGCACCCGCUGCGUUCCUCGCAGCGAGUGCGGCUGCAAUUUCGAAGGGCGCCAGCUGGCCACCAACCAGACCUUUUGGAUGGACAUCUCCUGCCAUUUUCUCUGCUACUGCAACGGCUCCGACAACAGCGUGUACUGCGAGAACAUCCCCUGCAAGGACGACGAGUACUGCCUGGAGGAGAAUGGCCUCUACUACUGCCGUGUCCGCACUGACGCUUCCUGCAUCGUUUCUGGCUAUGGACACUAUCUGACUUUCGAUGGCUUCUCUUUUGACUUCCAGAGCAGCUGCACUUUGGUUCUUUGCACCACGAUCUCCCGGCCAAGGUCAGAGAGAUCAGACACUUUUCCCACGUUCACUGUCACAGCCAAGAAUGAGGAUCGGGACCCAUCCCUGGCCCUGUGGGUGAAACAAGUGGAAGUGGAGGUCUUCAAUUACAACAUAGUCAUCCACCGUGCCUACAAAUACACAGUGAUGAUUAACAAUGAACGUCUCUAUCUGCCUUUGAAGCUGGGCCAGGGGAAAGUGAACAUCUUUGCCUUUGGCUUUCACAUUGUGGUCGAGACUGACUUUGGGCUGAAGGUGGUGUACGACUGGAAGACCUUCCUCUCUGUCACUGUCCCGCGUAGCUUCCAGAACCUGACCUACGGUCUCUGUGGCCGCUACAACGGCAACCCUGAGGACGAUCUGGUGGCCUCCAGUGGUCUGGCGGUGGUUGGCGUCACUGACUUUGGUCAGAGCUGGGUCAAGCGGGACACGUUCUGCCAGGUGGGCUGCGGUGACCGCUGCCCUGCCUGUGGGAAGGUGGAAGGCUUCUGGAAACCUCAGCAACUGUGCAGCCUGAUCCCCAGCCAAAGCGGUGUCUUUGCAAAGUGCCACAGCAAGAUCAGCCCUGGCUUCUUCUACAAGAACUGCCUCUUUGACACCUGCAUCGAUGGGGGAGCCAUGCAAACAGCCUGCAGCUGGCUGCAGAAUUAUGCCAGCACGUGCCAGACCCAGGGAAUCGCCAUUACCGGCUGGAGGAACUUCACCUCCUGCUCCGUCAGUUGUCCCCCCAACAGCCACUACGAGAGCUGUGUGUCCCUGUGCCAGCCCCGAUGCGCCGCCAUCCGUCUGAAAAGCGACUGCAGCCAUUACUGUGUGGAGGGGUGCCAGUGCGACCCGGGGUACGUCCUGAACGGCAAGAGCUGCAUCCUUCCCCACAGCUGUGGCUGCUACUCGGAUGGCAAAUACUAUGAGCCCAAGCAGCUAUUCUGGAACAGCGACUGCACGCGCCGGUGCCGCUGCUUCCGGCGUAACCUCAUCCAGUGCGACCCGCGGCACUGCAAAUCCGACGAGGAGUGUGCCCUCCGCAACGGUGUCCGCGGCUGCUUCAGCACCAAGAGCUCCUUCUGCUUGGCGGCGGGGGGCGGCGUCUUCCACACCUUUGACGGGGCCUUCCUCCGCUUCCCGGCCAACUGCGCUUUCGUCCUCUCCACCAUCUGCCAGAAGCUGCCUGAUUUCUCCUUCCAGCUCAUCAUCAACUUUGACAAGUGGUCCUCGCCCAACCUCACUAUCAUCUCCCCUGUUUACUUCUACAUCAAUGAGGAGCAGAUCCUUAUCAGUGACAGGAACACCGUCAAGGUGAACGGCAGCCAGGUGAGCAUCCCCUUCGUCACUGGGCUUUCCACCAAGAUCUACAGCCUGGAAGGCUUCCUGAUCAUCGACUCGAGCCCUGACAUCCAGAUCCGCUACAACGGCUUCAACGUCAUCAAAAUCACCAUUGGGGAACGGCUGCAGAACAAGGUGUGUGGCCUUUGUGGCAACUUCAACGGUGACCGGACAGAUGACUAUGUCACCCUGCGGGGGAAGCCCGUCGUCAGCAGCGUGGUGCUGGCCCAGAGCUGGAAAACCAAUGGCAUGCAGAAGAGCUGUAACGAGCUGCAGUACUCUCAGUACGCCGCGUCCUGUGACAAUGUCCAGAUUCAGAUGCUGCAAAGCGACAGCUACUGCCUGAAGCUGACGGACAUGAAAGGCUUCUUUCAGCCCUGCUACGGCCUGCUGGAUCCCCUGCCUUUCUACGAGUCCUGCUUUCUGGAUGGCUGCUACAAUCACAAGAAGUUCCAGCUCUGUGGCUCACUCGCUGCCUACGGAGAGGCUUGCCGCACCUUUGGCAUCCUGGGUACCGAGUGGAUCGAGAAGGAGAAUUGCUCAGGAGUGGUGGAAGACCCCUGCGUGGGCGCUGACUGUCCCAACCGAAGCUGUGAACUGGACAACGGAGGGGAGCUGUGUGGCUGCAUUGAGCCUCCGCCCUACGGAAACAACACACAUGAUAUCAUUGAUGCUGAGGUGACCUGCAAAGCUGCCCAGAUGGAAGUGUCGAUCUCCAAAUGCAAGCUCUUUCAGCUGGGCUUUGAGCGAGAGGGGGUGCGCGUCAAUGACCGUCACUGCCCUGGCAUCGAAGGGGAGGAUUUCAUUUCCUUCCAGAUCAACAACACCAAGGGGAACUGCGGGAAUGUCGUGCAGUCUAAUGGCACGCACAUCGUGUACAAGAACACAGUGUGGAUCGAAAGCGCGAACAACACAGGCAACAUCAUCACCCGGGACCGAACCAUCAACGUGGAGUUUUCCUGCGCCUACGAGCUGGAUAUAAAAAUCUCUCUGGAUUCUGUCGUGAGGCCGAUGCUGAGUGUGAUUAACCUGACAGUCCCGACCCAGGAAGGCAGCUUCACCACCAAGAUGGCCCUGUAUAAAAAUUCAUCCUAUAAGCACCCCUAUCGCCAGGGUGAAGUCGUGCUGACCACCCGGGAUGUGCUCUACGUCGGGGUAUUUGUUGUCGGAGCAGACUCAACCCACUUGAUCCUGACGCUGAACAAGUGCUACGCGACGCCCUCGCGGGACAGCAACGACAAGCUGCGCUACUUUAUCAUUGAGGGCGGGUGCCAAAACAUGAAGGACAACACCAUCGGCAUUGAGGAGAAUGGAGUGUCAUUGACUUGUCGCUUCCACGUCACCGUCUUCAAGUUCAUCGGAGAUUAUGAUGAAGUUCACCUCCACUGUGCCGUCUCGCUCUGUGACUCGGAAAAAUACUCCUGCAAAAUAAACUGCCCUCAGAACAGCCGAAUGGCCAGAGAUUUCACCAAAGAGCCCAAGGAGCAGAUCCUGUCUGUGGGGCCUAUUCGCCGGAAGCGGUCGGACUGGUGUGAAGACAACGGAGGAUGUGAACAGAUAUGCACGAGCAGGGCGGACGGGCCUCUGUGCAGCUGCGUCACAGGGACGCUGCAAGGGGACGGCAAGAGCUGCAGAGCUUCCAGCUCUUCAGAGGAACCCCGAGCCUGGGUCACUGUCCUCACGGUCACCCAGCUGCUGCUGUGGCUUUGUAUGUAUAAAUGGGACUUGACCUCAUAAGAGAUGUGCGGCCUUGUCGUCCAGCCCGGUACUGUUGUUUCGUAAGUCUGAGUAUCUGUAGGAUAGGAGCAAGUGCCCCCAAGCAGCAAACCAACCUCUGACUCGCACCACUGCCAGCGAUGGGGAAAGCAGGUGGCCAGGAAGCAGGAGCAGGAGCCAACGGGAAAAGCAGCAGGAUGCAGGCUGGGAAGGAGAGACGAAGUGUCUGAAGCGCUGGAGAGGCGAUGGCGCAGUGGAGCGUGACGUUUUGCGGAGGGAUGCUGAACCUUGCUGUUUCUGUAGUUUUUCCCCCGGUUGUCUCUUGCGAUGGCCUCUGUAUUCUGAUGGUGUUUGUGUGGGAUGUUGGGGGCACCUGAGUCCCAGCUGGCAUCAGGACUCGGGUGUUCUCUGUGACUGCAUUGUGGUGAGCCAGGUGAUGGCAGUGUCUUUUGAGUGAGUGGAGUCAGCCUGAGGUCCCAGGGCAAGAUCUCAAUGCUUGUGCAUGGGUUGGGGUCCUAAGUGUUUGGCAGCACCUUGGAAUUGCAGCUGGGAGUGGUUAGCUGCAGUAGGGGGUCCAUAACAUACAACAUACCUGACCACAGGCCAAGUCGCUCCUUUUGGGCCAAGGAGGCACAUGUCUAACCUUUUGAAGAAGAAGCCCAUCCAAAUUUGUGCUAAGUGCCUGGUCCCAGGGGUGGGUGCCUGUGGCUCCAUAAAAAGAAGAGGUGCCCUGCUGUCACUGAGGGAUAGAAGCUGCCAUAGUGUCCUCGGGGAGGGGGGUGUCAGUCACAGGAAGGGAGCGGGUGCAGUUUCAGUGAGUCAGGCACGGCCGGUGGGAGAGCUGGAAGUUGGCUUGGUGCGUCGGUAGGCUUGGAGGAGGAGAGGGGGGCGUUUUUUUUUUGCUGACAUGUCUUGUGUUUGUAUUAUGUGAAUUGGCUGAGUGAGAAUAAAAAUGUGUUGUAAUCCUUCCUAAAUUGUGUGGUCAUGUGUGAUGCUGUUAAUGCUGGGUCAGGUAGUCGGCGGAAGGAGGGCAGUGGGCGGGGGACGUGAAUUACGAGGAGCUGGGUGCCAGGUGGCCAGCGUGGGGCACGGGAUGGCAGGGCGCAGAUGGGCAGCUGCUGGCACGGUGCUGAUGGCUCUGGGGGAGUGGUGGGCAGGGACAGGGACCUUCGGUUUUGGUUUGGAGAGGAGGGAAGAGGGAGGCAGCAGUCCUCUCCCUUUGGGUUGCUGUGUGCACGUAUGGGAGGGGGCAGGGACUCGAGGGUCUUACCUGUGUACAGCCUAUUAAUGCUGUUUCCAUCCUUCCGGAUGUCCUUGGCAAUCCCUGCGGUGAGAAUCGAAGGAGGUCACCGAGCCCCGGGAGAGGAAUCGGAGCUGGGAAGAGUCCUUCCCGUCCGAGCGAGGAGCUGCGGCGUCAGUCGGUCAGAAUGAGGCAAGCCGGCAUUCGGCUCCCAGCAGGGAUGUCAGCGCGGGACGUGCAGGGUGUGCCAGGAAGAUGUUUCAAUGGGGACAGUAGCAGGAGCAAUGGGGCACGUACCACGACCCUGACGGCCUGCAGAAAGGAUCUGUGAGAAACACUGGAGUGUGCUGAAGGUUCUAUGAAGAAGACUUGUCCAUGUGCCUCAUGGAGAAACCAGAGAAUUUGUCAGUAUGGCUGAAGGAACAGCAGCGGGACAUAUCCAGUGGAAGGGAGUGGUCAGGAAGGCAUCUCUGGAGAGAUGGCAUCAGUCUCCUUGACAUGUAGCCCAAACAAACAGCCUUAUCAUCAGUGAUGUUUGGUGAAGGGUGUGGGGAGUCCUUUGGUGUGGUCUUGCACUCUUGUGUAUGUGUCUGUGUCUGUGCGUGAAGAAA
Molecule: messenger RNA, 10063 nt
Organism: Rhea pennata
Lineage: Eukaryota; Metazoa; Chordata; Aves; Rheiformes; Rheidae
Product: tubulin-specific chaperone cofactor E-like protein
Exons: 26
Coding region: 1772-8233 (2153 amino acids)
Biological process (GO): cell-matrix adhesion
Cellular component (GO): extracellular matrix
Molecular function (GO): extracellular matrix structural constituent; protein binding
Source: RefSeq, a predicted model, not a curated record